UUUUGGGGCUGGAACGGGGAUUUUGGGGUGGGAAAGCGCAUUUUGGGGUUGGAUAUCCCUCCCCAAAGCUCCCGGUCCUGCUGCUGCCGUGCCCGAGCUGGGGACAGCGGGGCCACCGCGAUGUCCCCAAGUGUCCCCGGCGCUCGCUGCAAAGGGAAAGCAAAACCCCCAAAUGCAGUUGAAAUGAAUUCCCCCCGAGCUCGGGGGCUGAGAGCGCCGCAGCCCCGGCAUGGCCUUGUCCCCUCUGCCACUGGGCUGGCCUGGGGGGGACAGCGCGGCCCGACCCCCCCGCAGGAGGAGGAGGAGGAGGAGGAGGAAGGAGCCGGAGCAGAGGAAGUCCCCGCCGGGCACUCGCAGCCCCGAGGGGUCCCCGCUGCGCUCCGAGAUGUCCCCGCCCGGGGGUCGCCGCUGUCCCCCCGCGCUGCUGGCGCUGCUGCUGGGGCUGGCCGGGAGCCGAGGAUCCCCGGAAUGCCAAAAUCGAGCUGUGACCGAGGGAGGGUCGCUGUGCCUGGUGCCGGAGGAACCCCCGGGGAAGUGGACGGAGAUCCACUGGAAAUGGGAUAUUAAUUCAGGAGCGUUGCAGAAGAUCCUGACAGCCCGCAGGGGUGGAAAUGUCUCCUAUCCCAGAGGUCUUUUCCAUGGGAGAGCGACAUUCCAGCCGGGAAACCUCUCCCUGUGCAUCUCCCCGGUUGGCGGGGCCGAUAACGGCGUCUACAGGGCCGAGUUCGAGACCUCGGGAGCGAUCUCAGCCCGCUGCUUCCGAGUGUCCGUCUGGGAGCCCGUCCCGCAGCCGGAGCUGAAAUCCCAAAUCCUGGAGCGGGCUCGGGGCUGGUGCCGCCUGGCCCUGCUCUGCUCCAGCCCCGGGAACGUCUCCUACAGCUGGGCCUGUGCCGGGGAGAUCCCGGGGCAGAUCCCGGGGCAGAUCCCAGAGGAGACCCCCGGGGUCCCCUCCCAGCUGCUCCGGAGCCUCCCCGAGGGCACCGAACCCCAAAUCUGCCUCUGCAACGUCAGCAACCCCGCGGGGUGGAGCGCGGCCCGCGCCCGCCUCACCUGCCCAGAAAUUCCUGGGAAUUUCGGCCACUGGACUCUGCUGGCCGUGGGCGUGGCCGUGGGGCUGACCCUGCUCCUGGUGGGCGGCUGGUGGUGGAGGAGGAGGAAGAGGAGGAAGAAUUCCCGGGAAGGGCCCCCCGGAACGCCCCCGGAGCAGGCGGUGACCAUCUACGCCACGGUGGGAGAGAAGAAACCCCGCCAGGACCCCGCCGGGGCUGGCGAGGCCACCCAGGAAGGAGCCACCAUCUACGCUGUGGUCACUCCCAGGACACUGGAGCACCCCAAGCACCAGGAGGAACCCGGGAAUUUCACCAUUUACUCCACGGUCCAGUUUGAGCGGAGGCCUUCCUCCAUCAAGAGGAAGAGGCUGGAGCGAUCUUUGGUCUCCACCGCCUACGUGGAGGAUCACGGGGGCUACCGGAGCUUGGGCUUCCCAAAUCCCGCCGGCCACCAGCGCCCCUGAGAGCCUGGAAUUCCCAUCCCGGUGGAAUUCUCCUCCUGGGAACUGCAGCCCCCGCUGGGAUCCACGGAACAGAAACAUCCAGAAAUUCGGGUUUUUCCACCCAAGAUUCAACGCCCAGCUGCGCCUCGGAGCGGGGAUGGAAAUCUCCAGAAGGGAUGGAUUUGGGAUUGGGCAGGCGGGGUGGGAAUUCUGUGGGGUUUGUCGGGGUUGGGAAUUUGGGAAUUCCUUUUUUUUCCCUUUUUUCGGUGAGGAAGUUUGGGUUCACCAAUGGGAGUUUCCAGUUUUGGGGUGGGGUUGGUGCUGGCCACGCCCCUGGGGGUGUUUGCUCCUUUCCUGCCCAGAGCUCUGGAUCAGGAGGAGGAGGAGGAGG
Molecule: messenger RNA, 1883 nt
Organism: Serinus canaria (Common canary)
Lineage: Eukaryota; Metazoa; Chordata; Aves; Passeriformes; Fringillidae
Exons: 9
Coding region: 230-1513 (427 amino acids)
Biological process (GO): natural killer cell activation involved in immune response
Cellular component (GO): external side of plasma membrane
Molecular function (GO): MHC class I protein binding
Source: RefSeq, a predicted model, not a curated record